Penicillium cataractarum is the source of this 783-nucleotide messenger RNA. RefSeq lists its product as uncharacterized. The transcript is spliced from 3 exons. The record is from RefSeq and is a predicted model, not a curated record. The coding region runs from base 1 to 783 and encodes 260 amino acids. NCBI's taxonomy places the organism in Eukaryota, Fungi, Ascomycota, Eurotiomycetes, Eurotiales, Aspergillaceae.
AUGUCGUCCUCAUACUCAACCUGGUUCCAAAAGGGCGUCAACCCUGGAACCAUUAUCGCUCUUGACAAACUCCACCCUUCCCAAUGGAAGAUCCUCGAGAAGCUGAACGAGCAUGAAUAUCGGUACAACCAGGGGGAAUACGCUGACUAUGGCUUCCGUUCGUUCGCCACCGCUAAACUCCUUUGCUGUGACCCCCAAGACCGAAAAACGACAGCUUUUAUGCGAAUCUACAUUCAAAUUCCCUACCGACCCUUUAAAACAGACGAUCCUGCUACCAGAGGUCAACAGGCCACAACGUUCACCCCGCCAGAAUUGACUGCUCUUCUGGAUCUCACUCAAAAGCGCUCAACCAACACACCAAAGCUUCUUGGAUACAAAGUCAGCACUCAGGAUAGCUUAGGGCCAGUUCCAGGUGGUUUUGUUAUUUGGCUUGUGUGGGAAAUUGUUCCAGGGCUGCGCCUCGGCGAUAGUACUGGCGCCGAUGCAUUUUGGGGCCUUGAAAGCUUCGAAAGAGAGCAAGUUCGCUCGAUCUUUAUCAAGGGUCUUCCCAAGCUAUUCGAGAACGGGUGGUGGCCGAGUGUUGCCAGAGCAAAAGAUCUGGUUUGGCAUCGGGAGACGCAAACAGUGUACUUUAUCGGACAGUUCAGUAGGGCCGGUAAGCCUAAACGUCCGAUUGAGUAUGGCCCUGCCUGGUUAGCGAUGUUCGACCUCGCUAUACCCGAUCCUCCAAUUAGAUAUGACGAGGAAAACUGCGAUAAAGACACUUCAGGCUGGAAAUGGUAG